Diospyros lotus (date-plum) is the source of this 1081-nucleotide messenger RNA. Its product is annotated as chlorophyll a-b binding protein CP26, chloroplastic. The coding region runs from base 80 to 931 and encodes 283 amino acids. The transcript has 6 exons. NCBI's taxonomy places the organism in Eukaryota, Viridiplantae, Streptophyta, Magnoliopsida, Ericales, Ebenaceae. The record is from RefSeq and is a predicted model, not a curated record. Gene Ontology annotation, biological process: photosynthesis, light harvesting in photosystem I; response to light stimulus. Gene Ontology annotation, cellular component: chloroplast thylakoid membrane; plastoglobule.
AAUGUUUUUAGUUGCUUUCUCCUCCUUCCACAUUGCAUAACCCACCCACACCCACACCCACCUGUAACAGUACACGGAAAUGGCGGCAGCGGCGUCUCUGGGCUACUUCACCGGCGUUUCGAGGUCUGUACCCAGCAGCACCAGCAGCAGCAGCUCCCCGGCCUCCACCUACAAGAGCCCCGUCGCCCUCUUCUCCAGGAAGAAGGCGCCUCCUCCGCCGCCCAAGUCUAAGGCUUCUGCAGUUGCUCCCGCCGACGACGAGCUCGCCAAGUGGUACGGUCCCGACAGGAGAAUCUUCUUGCCGGAAGGGCUCUUGGACCGAUCGGAGAUUCCAGAGUACCUCACCGGAGAGGUUCCCGGAGAUUAUGGGUACGAUCCUUUUGGGCUUAGCAAGAAGCCAGAAAACUUCGCCAAGUAUCAAGCAUAUGAGCUAAUUCACGCGAGGUGGGCCAUGCUGGGGGCUGCUGGCUUCAUCAUCCCUGAGGCCUUCAACAAAUUUGGAGCCAACUGUGGCCCUGAAGCUGUCUGGUUCAAGACCGGAGCUCUACUCCUGGAUGGGAACACUUUGAAUUACUUUGGAAAGAACAUUCCCAUCAAUCUGAUUGUGGCUGUCGUUGCUGAAAUCGUUCUGGUUGGUGGGGCUGAAUACUACAGAAUUAUCAAUGGCUUGGAUUUGGAGGACAAGCUUCAUCCUGGCGGUCCAUUUGACCCCCUGGGGCUGGCCAAGGAUCCAGACCAGGCCGCCAUCCUCAAAGUGAAGGAGAUCAAGAAUGGCAGGCUGGCCAUGUUCGCGAUGCUCGGCUUCUUCUUCCAAGCUUAUGUAACCGGGGAAGGCCCUGUCGAGAACCUAGCUAAGCAUCUAAGCGAUCCAUUCGGCAACAACUUGCUCACUGUUCUUGCUGGCACUGCUGAAAGAGCUCCUACCCUAUGAUUUCUCUUCUCCUAAUUAGCCACCAAACCUCAAUCCUUGUACAACUCUUGCGGCUUUUCUGGGCAUUUAACCAUGCUCCAAGUGCUUAAACCAGCCCCGCUGUAUUAAUGUACUCUACAGACAUUAUUCAACUGUGCUAUUUUCUUCUUC